GGUUCGACAAAGAUGCUCCUCUUGCUCUGUCUGACCGCCCUCUCCUCCGCGGGGUUCUCCAUGGAGACCAACCAGAGCUCCAGGCUGCUGGUGGAGAGCGGGGAGCAGUGCUCACCCUGCGAGUACCGGGAGCACAACAAGCAGAUGAGGCUCCACAGCAUCAAGUCCCAGAUCCUCAGCAUCCUGCGGCUGGAGCAGGCGCCCAACAUCAGCCGGGACAUGAUCCGCCAGCUGCUGCCCAAAGCGCCGCCUCUGACGCAGCUGCUGGAGCAGUACGACCCGCGGGUGGAGGAGGAGGACCACGCCACCACGGAGACCAUCAUCACUAUGGCCACCAUGCACAACCCAAUCUCCCAGGACGAGUUGUCCUCCUGUUGCCUCUUCAGCCUCAGUCCGAAGAUCCAGCCCAGGAACAUCCUACUGGCUCAGCUGUGGGUUCACCUGCGGCCGGCCCACAUGGUCACCACCGUCUUCCUGCAGCUCUCACACCUCAAACCCGGAAAGGAGGGAAACAACACCCGUGUGCGAGUGCGCUCGCUGAAGAUCGACAUCGACGCCGGCGCCGGUUCCUGGCAGAGCGUCGACAUCAAGUCCAUGCUGCAGACUUGGCUGCGACAACCGGAGGAAAACUACGGCAUCGAGAUCAACGCCUACAACUCCAGGGGAGAGGAUCUGGCUGUGACGUCUGCCGAGCCUGGAGAGGAAGGACUGCAACCCUUCAUCGAAGUGAAGAUCCUCGACAGCCCCAGGAGGUCCCGGCGCGACUCGGGCCUCAACUGCGACGAGGAGUCUGCGGAGACGCGCUGCUGCCGCUACCCGCUGACCGUCGACUUCGAGGAGUUCGGCUGGGACUGGAUCAUCGCGCCCAAACGCUACCGGGCCAACUACUGCUCGGGCGAGUGCGAGUUCAUGCACCUGCAGCAGUACCCGCACGCGCACCUGGUGAACAAGGCCAACCCGCGGGGCACGGCCGGGCCCUGCUGCACCCCCACCAAGAUGUCGCCCAUCAACAUGCUCUACUUCAACCGCAAGGAGCAGAUCAUCUACGGGAAGAUCCCGUCCAUGGUGGUCGACCACUGCGGCUGCUCCUGA
This is a messenger RNA of Limanda limanda (common dab), 1092 nucleotides long. Its product is annotated as growth/differentiation factor 8-like. Lineage: Eukaryota; Metazoa; Chordata; Actinopteri; Pleuronectiformes; Pleuronectidae. Gene Ontology annotation, cellular component: extracellular region. Gene Ontology annotation, molecular function: cytokine activity; growth factor activity. The record is from RefSeq and is a predicted model, not a curated record. The transcript has 4 exons. Gene Ontology annotation, biological process: SMAD protein signal transduction. Bases 13 to 1092 code for a protein of 359 amino acids.